Messenger RNA from Acanthopagrus latus (yellowfin seabream), 9366 nucleotides. RefSeq names its product leucine-rich repeats and immunoglobulin-like domains protein 3 (gene lrrc66). The record is from RefSeq and is a predicted model, not a curated record. Lineage: Eukaryota; Metazoa; Chordata; Actinopteri; Spariformes; Sparidae. Bases 10 to 1125 code for a protein of 371 amino acids. Gene Ontology annotation, molecular function: protein binding. Gene Ontology annotation, cellular component: plasma membrane. The transcript has 4 exons.
GGUAGGUGCAUGUUCAGCUGGACGCAGCAAAAUCCUCUUCAGACUUUGAUCAGAGCUGCUGGAGACGAAGCAAAUCGGCUGACAACACUCGGUGUGAAAAGAGAGUCACAAGUUCUCCAGCAGCUGGAAAGAGUGGAAACACAGGUUGUGAUGGCAGUGGCUCAGUGGCCCUUCGUGGCUGCUGUGCUGCUCCUCGUCUCCUCGGGGCUCGUCUCCUCCUCUCCCCUGCCUGCCUGCCCGGAGCCCUGCACCUGUCAGAGAGCCCCCCUGUUGAACUGUUCCUCCUCUGGCCUUUCCCUGGUACCCCAACACAUCCAGGACUCUGUCACCGAGCUAGACUUGUCUCACAACCUCCUUGUCUCUGUAACACUCGACCGGCAGCAUCAUUACCUAAGGAAUGUAUGGCUGGGAAACAACAGUAUCACACGCUUGUCUCUCUGCAUGAAGAGAGACUCGGCAGGCCGUCAUGUCAGGGGGAGACAGCUACAUGGCUUGAAACCUUGGAGCAGACAUGGAUGUGUAUCGUGGGCCCCCACCCUGCAGCUGCUAUCUGUUGAGAGGAAUCUGCUAGAGGAACUCCCAGAGGGGCUGGAAGCUACUGAGUCCUUGCAGGUUCUGCAGCUCUCCUUCAACAGGAUCUCGACCCUCCAACCAGGGGAUCUCAGCCCUCUUUGGCAGCUAAAAGAGCUCCACCUACAACAUAAUCUCAUCACAAGACUCCAUCCACAGAUGUUCCAGGAUUUAGCCCAGCUGCGGGUCCUCGAUCUGAGCUUCAACAUGUUGACCAGUCUUCAUCCUCUGACGUACCUUUCUCUGCGUAACAUCGGGGCGGAUGUUAGGCUGGAUGGCAACAGGUGGCAAUGUGACUGCAGCAUGCGCAGUCUCCGAAGGCGGCUGGCCUAUGAUAGCAGCAGAGGCCUGCGGUCCUGGAGUGUAGUGUGUGCUUCCCCCUCCGUCCACUCGGGCAGAGACCUUCUGCAGUUGGAGGAGGAUGACCUGAACUGUUUUGGCAGUGAAAACAGACCAGAGCUCCACCAAGAUGUGACGGUUUACAGUGGGUCUGAGAUACUGCUGUCUUGUUCUGCACAAGGUAAUAGUAAAAAAAAAAUGUGUAAAAUAACUUAAUCCAUACAUAAUAUAACAAUGUGUGUCAGGCCAACUGCGUGUUAAUGUUGUCUGUAUUGUAGACUCAGUGUGGUGGACACCCAGCGGUCAAGCAUCUGCAAGCCGACCUCAGGAUGAUCUGCUCAUCACUGACAUCACAGAGAGAGACACGGGACUGUAUGUGUGUGUGUCUGAGGAACAUGAAGUUGGAUCUGUUUUUAACCUCCAAAUCAGUAAAAUAGAAGGUAAUAGAAGAAAACCAAGAAGUUUACCGCAAGGCACCCCAAACAGGAUAGGUCAAGAAAGAAAUCAGAGAGCUGCUCAGUGUAACUUGGCUCUGGCUGUGUGUCUGUCUGUUUUCAUCACGUUUCUGAUAGCCUUCAUCAUCGGAGUCCUGGCGAGACCAUAUAUAGAUAUUCUUUGGAGAAGGGUCACCAAAAAGAAAAGGUCCACUGAAACCAACUCCGCCUCAGACGUAGAACAAAGACAAUAUGACAAUGAGGCCUACUCCAAUGGUGAGGAACCAGAAGUCCCUAGUUCUCGUAGGGAAAGGAGAGUCACAUUUAGCGAUGUAGACAUUCGAGAAAACACCAAUGUACAAUAUUAUGAUACUGUAGCCAGUGGUGAUCAGGAAAGCCUCUAUGAUGAUGCAGUGUUUGAACGUGAAGCAGCAAAGGCUGAGAGGGAUAGGCAUACAGCUGAAGAUUCAGAGAGUGAGAGCAGCUCACGGCAGAGUAGUCCAGAGAAAAACCGGAGAGAUCUCUCCAAUGCAGGCCGCAAACUUAACAUAGAGUUCGAACACAUCCCAGACCCUGAUGAGCUGGAAAAAAGGAGAUCUUCCUCUUCAUCAUCAGAUUCUUCACUCUCUGGGAAAGAAGACAGAAUAACCCAGAGAGACCUAACAAGACCCAAGUCUCCUCAGCUAGCAAAGGGCUCUGUUCAGCAGAGAGCUGACUUCUUGCCAGGCAGAACAGUAGAGCUGCCACAAAUUUCCACAGAGGGCAGUGAAAAUCUUGAAUUUUCUUCCGAGCCCUUUGCAGAUUGGUCACCACACGCAAAGAACCCCAACUUAACAGACUCUGAUCUGUGGCAGGAGAAUGACGAACAAUUUGAAUUUAGCGAUUCUGUUCGAAGCAGCUCUCCAAGAUCCAGCAGUGUUCAUGGGUCAUUUAAUGACUCAAAACUGAUUGUGGCACCCACUCCAAAUAAACAGAAGAGGGAUGAUACAUCCAGCUCCAGCUCCAGCUCUUAUGUCAGCGAGGGUGAGCCGACAGAAUACACUGUGAACUUAGACCCAGUGAAUGAGAAGGAUACAGAAAGUAACCACAAUAAACCUGAGGUUACUAUCAUGCCUUCAUUGGGAUUUAAUCAGGGUGAUUACAGAUAUGACCCACAAAGGCCAACAGGGAGACCAAAGGGCUCCUUUUCCUCUCAUUCCAGUGACAGUGAUGGGGAAAACCACACAGGCAAAAAAGAAAAAGAUACAAGAGAGGCGGACACACAGAAAAAAGUUGUACCCAUGCCACGCACAAAAUUCCGUGAACCCAGUUCGGGUGUAAUUAAUCACGGUAAAAAAACCAGGGCACCUCCACCACCUGUAGCUCCUUCAUCCUCUUCAAGCAGUGAAAGUGAAGCAGAAAUCAAAGACCUGAAAGUGGAUGAGGGGAUCAAAAUCAGUGAGCCAAAAAUACAGUCAACCAAGCUGGAUCCCCAAAUUAAGAGGAGCUUGGAUAUCAAAGCCAGACUACCAGUUUCUGAUUCUUCAUCUAGCAGUGACAGUGAAGCUGAAACAACAGGCCACAGAAAGAAACAGGAGCAAGGACAGACCAACAUGGCAAGACCUCCAAUUAAAGUACCUCAACCUGCAAGUCAUGACCCACAAACACAGUGGCCAGUCCUAGAUCUUGAGCAUACAACAGGUAUCAAGAGGCGUCUGGACAUAAAAUUACCAUCACUGGCUACUGAGUCAUCCUCUAGUAGUGACAGUGAGGAUGAAAAAACAGGCCACAUAAAGAAACAGGAGCAAGGACAAACUAACGUGGAAAGGCUUCCAAUAAAAGUAUCUAGUGUCAGAGCACCAAGACCUGACUCUGAGUCAUCUUCUAGUAGUGACAGCGAAGCUGAAAAAACGGGGCAAAAACAGAAGCAGAUGCUAGGCAAGGUGGACAGUGGAGACCCUCCAUUUCGGGUAUCUCAAACUGUAAAUCUUGACCUACAAACACAGUGGCCAGUCCUAGAUCUUGGUAAUACUGCACACAUCAAGAGGCGCCUGGAUAUCAAAGCACCUUCACCUGACUCUGAAUCUUCGUCAUCUAGCAGUGACAUUGAGAAUGAAAAAAAUGGUCACAUAAAGAAACAGGAGCAAGGACAAACCAAUGUGGGAAGGCUUCCAAUUACAGCAUGGCAACCUAAAAUCAAAGCACAAAAACCUGGCUCUGAAUCGUCUUCCAGUAGCGACAGUGAAGCUGAAAGAGCAGGUCACAUAAAGAAACAGGAGCAAGGACAGACCAACAUGGCAGGUCUUCCAAUUAAAGUAUCUCCAAGUGCAAGUAAUGACCCACAAACACAGUGGCCAGUCCUAGAUCUUGGGCAUACAACACGCAUCAAGAGGCGUCUGGAUUUCAAAGUACCAUCACCAGCUUCUGAGUCGUCAUCAUCUAGUAGUGACAGUGAAGAUGAGAAAACUGGCCACAUUAAGAAACAGGAGCAAGGACAAACCAACAUGGUAAAGCUUCCAAUAAAAGCAUCUCAACAUAGUAUCAAAGAACCAAAACCUGAUUCUGAUUCAUCUUCAAGUAGUGACAGUGAAGCUGAAACAACAGGCCACACAAAGAAACAGGAGCAAGGGCAAACCAAUAUGGCAAGGCUUCCAAUAAAAGUAUCUCAAACUGCAAGUCAUGACCCCAAAACACAGUGGCCAGUCCUAGAUCUUGAGCAUACAACACGCAUCAAGAGGCGUCUGGAUAUCAGAGUACCAUCGCAGGCUUCUAAGUCAUCCUCUAGUAGCGACAGUGAGGAUGAGAAAACUGGCCACAUUAAGAAACAAGGGCAAGGACAACCCAACAUAGUAAAGCUUCCAAUAAAAGUAUCUCAAACUAAUGUCAAAGCUCCAAGACCUGACUCUGAGUCAUCUUCCAGUAGUGACAGUGAAGCUGAAAAAACAGGGCAAAAAAAGAAGCAGAUUCUAGGCAAGGUGGACAGUGGAGGCCCUCCAUUUCAGGUAUCUCAAACUGUCAAUCCUGACCUACAAACACAGUGGCCAGUCCUAGAUCUUCAGCAUACUACACAUAUCAAGAGGCGUCUGGAUAUCAAAGCACCUUCACCUGACUCUGAAUCUUCAUCAUCUAGCAGUGACAGUGAGAAUGAAAAUACUGGUCACAUAAAGAAACAGGAGCAAGGACAGACCAACACGGUAAAGCUUCCAAUAAAAGUACCUCAACGUAGCAUCAAAGCACCAAGACCUGACUCUGAGUCAUCAUCUAGCAGUGACAGUGAAGCUGAAACAACUGGCCAAAUAAAGAAACAGGAGCAAGGGCAGACCAACACGGCAAGACUUCCAGUGAAAGAAUCCCAAACUGCCAGUACUGACCUACAAACACAGUGGCCAGUCCUAGAUCUUGAGCAUACAACACGCAUCAAGAGGCGUCUUGAUAUCAAAGCACCUUCACCUGAGUCUGAAUCAUCAUCUAGCAGUGACAGUGAGGAUGAAAAAAGUGGUCACAUAAGGAAACAGGAGCAAGGACAAGCCAACAUCACAAAGCUUCCAAUAAAGGUAUCUCAAACUAAUGUCAAAGCAUCAAGACCUGACUCUGAGUCAUCUUCCAGUAGUGACAGUGAAGCUGAAACAACAGGCCAGUGGCCAGUCCUAGAUCUUGGGCAUACUACACGCAUCAAGAGGCGUCUAGAUUUCAAAGCACCAUCACCAACUCUGAUAACUGGCCACUUAAAGAGACAGGAGCAAGGACAAACCAACGUGGGAAGGCCUCCAAUUACAGAAUGGCAACCUAAAAUCAAAGCACAAAAGCCUGGCUCUGAAUCAUCUUCCAGUAGUGACAGUGAAGAUGAAACAACAGGCCACAGAAAGAAACAGGAGCAAGGACAGAUCAACAUGGCAGGUCUUCCAAUUAAAGCAUCUCCUACUGCAAGUAAUAACCCACAAACACGGUGGCCUCUCCUAGAUCUUGAGCAUACAACAAGUAUCAAGAGACGUCUAGACAUCAAGGCACCAUCACCAGCUUCUGAGUCGUCAUCAUCUAGCAGUGACAGUGAAGCUGAAAAGACAGGCCACAUGAAGAAGCAGGAGCAAAAACAAACCAACAUGGCAGGGCUUCCAAUUAAAAUAUCUCAAACUAAUGUCAAGGCACCAACACCUGACUCUGAGUCAUCUUCCAGUAGUGACAGUGAAGCUGAACAAACAGGCCGCACAAAGAAACCGGAGCAAUGGCAAACCAAUAUGGCACAGCCUCCAAUAAAAGUAUCUCAAACUACUGUCAAAGCACCAAGACGUGACUUGGAGUCAUCAACUAGCAGUGACAGUGAAGCUGAAACAACAGGCCAAAUAAAGAAACAGGAGCAAGGCCAGACCAACACGUCAAGUCUUUUCGCUAAAGUAUCUCAUACUGCAAGUAAUGAGCCACAGACACGGUGGCCUCUCCUAGAUCUUGAGCACAAGACAAGCAUCAAGAGACAUCUAGAUAUCAAGGCACCAUCACCGGCUUCCAAGUCAUCAUCUAGUAGUGAGAGUGAGGAUGAAACAACACAACACACACACAAGAAGGAGAGGCCAGAGUUGCUGGUAAUUGCAGGUCUUCCAUUUACAGUAUCUAAAACAGUGAGUCGUGAUCCAGAAAAACAGUGGCCAGCUGUAGAUCUUGGUAAUACCACUCGCAUCAAGAGACGUUUGGACAUCAAAGCCCCAUCACCAGCUCCUCAGGCAUUAGUAAGUAGUGGGAGGGAGGGGAAGAGAGAGGAAGCCAACAAAGUGAGUUCCUCUUCCUCAUCGAGCAGCUCAGACGAGCAAGAAGAGGAUAUUCAAGGUUUCAUCAAGUCCCCACAAACAACAGAACCAAUGCCACAUCCAGAUUCAAGAUGGCCUCCACUGGGCCUUAGCAGUGCACCUCCACCUGACUCUUCCAGCAGUAGUGAGAGUGAAGGCAAGAUUACAGACCUACCUAUAAAAGUGGAAAGGGACAGGACUACUGUGGGAAUUACAAAUAAUCCACACCAGACAAACUUGGAUAUGAGUAUCCCCCUUGUCAAGAGACGCAUUGAUAUCAAAGCACCUUCACCACAACCAGAUCCGAUUCAGAGUCGUGUGUCUCUUGGGUCUCAACAAUCCAACUCUUCCACAAGUGAUAGUGAAGAUGAAAACCAUAGCAGACUAGGACUGGGUUCAUCUACCAUAUCAAAGGCCACAGAGAAGAAGUUCAAUUGGUCUCCAAAGAUCCCAGGGCUACACACUUCUCUCAGUCCACAGACAGACCAUGAUAUCAAGUUAUCAAAGUAUACAGUAAUCACAGAUGGUGUAGGGGACAGAACAAGUGACAACAUCAACACAGCACCAGUGGUAACCCCAGAAUUAGAGUCACGAUGGGCUACAAUGAAUCUCGGCAUCUCCCGCUUCAGAAAGCGUCUUGAAAUCACAUCAAAUGAACCCCCAAAUCUGCCCUCAUCACCUCCACCUGACUCCCCCACCAGCAGAACAAGACGAAAGAGAUGGGGAGUAGGAAUCGGAGGAAUCACCCACACACAAUCAUCUACAACCCUAGAGAAGGCUUCUCCCAGUUUGACGGGUCAAGAUGACAACUCAGUGGAGAGUAAAGAAAGAUCAAGUAAAGCCUACAGCCUCCCCAAAACCGAAGAUUCCUCCUCCAGCAGCGAUAGCGAAAAUGAGAGUAAAGGAGGGAGGGGAAGAUCUCAGCUGAAUGACACUAUAGACCACAGUUGGCCUGACCUAAGUCUCGGUGUCCAACACACUAAUAGGAAUUUGAAUAUCAAGGCACGAUCAUCAGAAUCAAGUAGUUCCUCAUCUUCCUCAAGCGAAAACGAACAUGAGGGGACAGGACACAGCGCAAAACAAAGCAGACAUCCAUCAGAUAUGUUAGGAGUGACAGAAAACAGCUCUCUCAUCACUUAUAAACGUCAAAUUUUCAGCAGCCCGACUCCAGACCAUACAAACCAAAGACAAACGGGGGCUGAAAUAUUAAGUGUUGCACAAGGAGGUCCUUUGCUUAGUGUGGGGAUCAGAGAUGAAUCUCUUGCUCCAAGGAGAGUACCCAGUAUGAACUUUGAUGAUGUUGUAAAGAAGAGGAUCGAGCAGUCCAGACACACCACGGAUGUGGACCUGCCGCCUGAGAUAAGGUGGACUGGCAUCGGCCGACAGCCAUCUGACCUUUCUAUCUCCAGUAUGAGGAGAACUCUGGAUAUCAACUCAUCAACUUCAUCUGCACAGCCAGAACUUUCCCUCCUUGACUCCUUCAACUACUCAUCCCUUAGUACAAAAAGCGUUCAUCUUGCAUCCAGCACAGCUAUUGACAAGUCUGACAACUUACCUGACAGCUUAAAUAACGUUUCGAGGGCUGUACCUGAGGACAGGAGACAAAGUAAAGGCCUCAGUGCUCUAAAAGCCAUGUCAUCAGAGAGACAAAAGUGGGACACACAAGCUGAAAAUUUAGAUAAGGGUGCAUCUUCUCUAUUUGAUGACCCACAAUUUGACAACAGUUUUUACAAUCAAAGGCCCGAGAAGGACAUCAAGCCCCCUGAGAAAAGAGCGACAGAUUUGUGGUAUGACAUUCCCCACUACAGGAGGCAUGACAUUGGAGGUAUUGAUCAAAUGCAGGAGAUGCCACCUCCUCUUCCAGCAACACCACCACCAGAUGAGGCAGUAGAGCUUAAAUGGGGGUCUCCACAGAGCAGUAUGAAACAAGGGUUUGCAGGCACCAGAUCCUAUCUUCAACUGAACAGGAACAGAGUGGAGCUUGACCCUUCUUCAAAUACAUCGCAAAGCCUGACAGGCUAUUUUGACCCCAUUAACACAAACAUUAGUCAUGUUUAAUAAAGAAGUCAGAAGUCAUUAUAUCUUAAAAAAUGACAAAACAAGCACAAUUCAUACAUUUGCUUUUGAAUCAUGAAAAUAUUAGUAAUUACUGGAUAUUCUAGUUUACACUUACUAAAAGGGCUCUAUGGAAAUUGGGAGUUAUGCCUGAAGCCUGUCGUUAGAGUUCAUGUUACUGGACUCGAGAGCGUGCCUAGAGUCAAAUCCUUUGGACUGUCGCAGAAACUCUGACUCCGAGUCCUUCACAAAGAAAUCCGUGGUGCAGCAUCAUUAAACAACUUAAAGACAAUGCCCACAGGCUUGAAUAGGCAAUAGAGGGAGGUGGAAAAGGUCUCAUUUUUCACGUCAAGUUGCAACACACUUGCAUAAGGCCAUUAAAAAAAGUGAAUAAUACAUGUAAAUUGCUACAAAUUGUUACGUAGAGCAUGAAAUGAAUUGUAAAUACUAUCCAUUUAUUGUGUGAAACUUACUGUGUGAAACUGUUUUAGAGUUCAGUAGAGGACACCAUAUUUAUCUUUUCAGAUAUGCCUUAUUUCUGUUAAAAAUGUCUUCAUUCAAAUAUUUAUCAAUCAGAAACAUGUCUUCCUAAGCAAUUUAGCAAGAAUCUAAAUAUUUCUUGUCAUGCAUUAUUAAUACACUUAAGAGAACUUAAUGAAACCAUAUCUCUGAACAAUUUGAUGCAGAUCUUUCAUUUGUUGUGAUAAUUACAACUAAAUAAUAACAACAGCAAUGAUAAUAUAACUAAUAGCACUAAAUGUUUUCUUGUUAUGGACAAACUAUUAACUAAAGAACCCAAUUAUAAGCCAGUAAGUUAAUAAACCCUUUUAUUUAUGUAUAUAGACAUAGGUUAUAGUGAAAACAGACAUAUAGACACUUACAUAGUUUACAUACAUAUAUACAGUUGGGACAAGGGUGUUCAUCCUCCUGCAUUGUCAUGGGAGAAUACUAAAACAUUGACCUCUACACAGUAUUUGGUAAGCAAUCCAACAACUACUCCAAUCAUAGAUGUUAUGCUGAUGGUUGACACGUUGUAAUGACAAUAGAGGCUUUCAUACAGUUCAGCAGCAGUGGAUGUCAAUGAUACAUGAGCUGAUGUGUGUUAUCUUCACAACAAAUUGAAAUGUGUAUUUGUAUGUGUAUCAUGACAGUGUGGUGUAAAAGUUGCAAAACAAGUUAUGAUCUUCCAAUAAAUAAAAUUAGAUCCUGUA